UCCCCACUGGACGGAAUGGAAUGAAGGAGGAGGAAAAGGUUUCUUCUCCGUGGAAACUUUGCCAUUUAUUAAUGGGAGAUGCUGAGCGGGCGACCAACAUAACCAGAGCCAUUUGAGGGUGACGCCUUUUCUGUUACUUCAAGAUCCCUAUGGAAUUCGUAGCUAUGGUGGAAACUCAUUCUUUUUGCCUAGUUUAAAGGGUGUAGCGUCUUCUUUUUACAGAGGGAAGGCAGAAAAAGACCCCUGAAUGUUGUCUCUAGAACCCACAGAAAAGAAUAAACUAGUGAAAGGAAGGGAAGGAAGAAAGCAAAGACAUGGCACUCCCAUGAGCGCUAGCUUAUGAUAUUUGCUAAUGACUGAACAGAAGGGAAGAUGAAGCCUAUUAGCAGCUGGUUGGGUUUCUCUCUCUCUCCCCACGUUUCCAUGGAUACCACCCUUUCAAGUCAUCAGCAGGAGCAAGCCCCAGCCCCAGCUGUUGCGCCUUCUCUCUUCCUGGCUUCCCACUUCAACAGGCAGUUGAACAACUCGGGUCUGUGUUAUGGCGUCGAAAGUGAGACUGCGGGGUUCUUACCUCAUUUGUCAGCAAUGCCGCUCAAAUCUGAUGGUUCUUUAUGCAUCAUGGAAGCUCUCAACAGAUCGCAAACCGAAGGCGGUCUGGUGCACACUUCAUCUCCUAAACUAGAAGAUUUCUUGGGUGGUGCAUCCAUGGGUGCACAUCAGUAUGGAGGUGAUAACGAGGCCAUGGCUCUUAGCCUAGACAGCAUGUAUUACCAACAAAACCCAGCAUCACAGAAUACUAGGCACUCUCUUGGUCCUCACUCAUACAGAAAUGUUGGCAUCCAGCACCAGGCAGCUUUUCAACCACUGCAGCAAGAUGGCAUUUGCUUAAUGACAAACCACGAGUUUUUCCACUCAUCAUUGGGUGACGAGUCCAAACACAAUAAUCUUUCAAGCUCUUCCCUGCAUCUUCCCUCAAUAGCAGGUGAUGAUGGUAUCUCUGCUCUCAAACCCUGGGCUAGAAGUUAUUCCUGUGAUAUGGAACAAAAGAUGAACACCAGCAUAUGCAACGAGUCACCUUCUGUUGGAGCUAUGAGUUAUGCCGGGGACCUGCAGUCCUUGAGCCUCUCAAUGAGCCCUGGUUCACAGUCUAGCUGUGUUACUGCACCCCAGCAGAUUUCUCCUGUGGGAGGUGAUUCAGUUGGUAUGGAAUCCAAGAAGAGGGGAGGUGCAAAAAUUGUGCAGAAACAGCCUGUGCAUAGGAAGUCCAUUGACACUUUUGGACAGAGAACAUCCCAGUACAGAGGGGUUACAAGGCAUAGAUGGACCGGAAGAUAUGAAGCCCAUCUAUGGGAUAAUAGCUGUAAGAAGGAAGGGCAGACCAGAAAAGGAAGACAAGUCUAUUUAGGUGGUUAUGACAUGGAAGAGAAAGCAGCCAGGGCUUAUGACUUAGCGGCGCUCAAAUAUUGGGGACCAUCUACUCACAUCAAUUUCCCGUUGAGCAAUUAUCAGGAAGAACUUGAAGAGAUGAAGAACAUGAGCAGGCAAGAAUACGUUGCCCACUUGAGAAGGAAAAGUAGUGGAUUUUCAAGAGGCGCAUCUAUGUACAGAGGCGUAACAAGGCAUCAUCAACAUGGGAGGUGGCAAGCUAGGAUUGGUAGAGUUGCUGGAAACAAAGAUCUUUACCUGGGGACCUUUAGUACUCAGGAGGAAGCUGCCGAAGCAUAUGAUAUUGCUGCCAUCAAGUUCCGAGGCUUGAACGCGGUUACCAACUUUGACAUAUCCAGAUACGAUGUCGAGAGAAUCAUGGCUAGCAGCACCCUGUUAUCAGGAGAGAUGGCCAGGAGAAACAGAGAGCUUGAGCCUGUUGAUGAAGCAGCUGCCAAUCAACCGAAGAACAUGAUUGAAACUGGUGGUACAGCAGCCGAUAUGUCUGAAGUGAACACUGCCGCCAAUGACUGGAAAAUGGUUCUUUACCAUCCCUCAGACGAAUCAACUCCUGUAACAGAGCAUCUCGAUCCAAAGCCUUUAGGCGUUGCCGACUACCGGAAUCCUUCAUUCUCAUCAACACUGCAUGACAUGAUCGGAAUCAGCACUGGCUCUUUGAAUCAGAACGAUCAAGGAGAAGAAGACGCCAACAAGUUUAUGGCAAACUUAUCCAAUGCUUCAUCCAUGGUAGCCAGCAUGAGUAGCAGCAUCUCAGAGGAUGAUGCCAGGGAAGAAAGCCCUGAUAAAACCGGCAUGUCCGGCCUCUUCUCGAAGCCACAGCCCGCAAUGUCCAAGAUGGCUUCUCCUAGCCCCCUGACUGUGUGGAUGCCACCAUCUCAUCUAAGGCCUGUGAUCUCCAUGGCUCAUAUGCCUGUUUUUGCAGCAUGGACCGAUACAUAGGGACAUGAAGGCAGAAGGCAGAUGGAAGAGAAUUUUGCAACACAGUGGCCUACCACUUGGUCAGUUGUAGUAACAAAUGUGGAAUGCAUCAAGGAGGAAGAGCAAAGCUUUUUAUGAAUGUAGGUUGGCAAGAAACAUGUGGACAUGUCUUCAUUUUCCAGAUCCAGCAGUGGACCAGUGUGUGCCCAUAGUGAGGGUUUCAGGCCCAAGUUUUUGGCCCCACGGAGACACUUGAAAACAGAGACACAGUGCCCAAUGAUCUUGUUUUUCUUCUGUACCAGGAUAGUUAUGUUGAUAAUAUUUACUCAAAAACAUGCUUUGAGCACUAAAACUUGAAUCAAAGGCAUGCCAAAUGAGAUAGUGGAAAAGGAAAAAAAAAAACAAUUAGCGUUCAAAUCAUUGCAAUCGGCAUGAUUUAAUUUUAUGGUACACUGAGACAUUGAUGACUAGCUACAAAUUUUUUA
Nymphaea colorata (pocket water lily) is the source of this 2849-nucleotide messenger RNA. RefSeq names its product AP2-like ethylene-responsive transcription factor ANT. Lineage: Eukaryota; Viridiplantae; Streptophyta; Magnoliopsida; Nymphaeales; Nymphaeaceae. The record is from RefSeq and is a predicted model, not a curated record. Gene Ontology annotation, molecular function: DNA binding; DNA-binding transcription factor activity. Gene Ontology annotation, biological process: regulation of DNA-templated transcription. Bases 373 to 2385 code for a protein of 670 amino acids. The transcript is spliced from 10 exons.